Messenger RNA from Poecilia reticulata (guppy), 1203 nucleotides. RefSeq lists its product as uncharacterized. Lineage: Eukaryota; Metazoa; Chordata; Actinopteri; Cyprinodontiformes; Poeciliidae. Gene Ontology annotation, molecular function: protein binding. Gene Ontology annotation, cellular component: cytoplasm. The record is from RefSeq and is a predicted model, not a curated record.
GUCUGUAGUAUAGCACUCUGCCGCAUCAGCUUGGUGAGGAAAAACUCAGCCAGGAACCAAUGUGAGCGUUACGAGCAACCAGGCGGUACAGUGAAACUGCUGCUGACAGCGUUCAAGRGCCCUGGAGAUCAAUCAGCUGCAAUUGUCUUUAGCAGACCUCUCAUUGCUUCAGGAGUUGGUGAUUGAGUUAAUUGCAUGCUGUUAUAAGUGACGGAAACAUUAUCGCUACGAAGGUGAUGGGUGGGAAGCAGUCCCGCAGCCUGUCCAGGUCAGAGUUGAACGAGGUGAGUGUGUGCCAAAGGAGGAAGGGUACAAUUAGAGACGAGCAACCCAGCCUGUCCUGGGCAGCGGAGAGGAUCCGUAAACAAACCAGCGUACACUUUGGUUUCAGUAUUCUGAGUUUAGCCAUGCGGGGGUUGGAUGAAACCCCCGCCGAGCUGUGGGAGCUCCAGGACCUUCAGAAGCUCAACUUGUCCAUGAACUGUCUGUGCUCCUUGCCUCCCGCUCUGGGUUCUCUGGACAAUCUGGUGAUUCUCAACUUGUUGGGAAACAACCUGUCCAGCCUGCCCCCUGAGAUCGGUCUGCUGAAGAAGCUCCGYGUGCUGUUCGCCUGUCGCAACCGCCUGAGCGAGGUCCCUGAGGAGCUGGGCUCCUGCACACGCCUGGAGGUGCUGAGCUUGGCCAACAACCAGAUCUCCAGCCUCCCCAGCAGCUUGGCUGCCAUGCAUCAUCUGACCAAACUCAACCUCAGUCACAACCGCAUUGUUCACAUCCCCACCUGCGUCUACAGCAUGAAAGGACUGGUCUUCCUGCACUUGGCCUGCAACCGCUUGGAGACCAUAGCGGAUCAGAUUCAGGACCUGGUUAACCUGAAGAUCCUGAUYGUGGAGGGAAACAGCAUACACACUCUUCCAAAGACUUUGUGUUUCUUGGAUUCAUUAGAGCUUCUGAAUGUGGACUUUAACGAGCUGCAAAAUGUGCCUGAUGAGAUGUACCAGCUGAGCAGACUCAGGCGGCUGGCCUGCCACCCACUGGAUAAAGGACUUCAUAUAAUUCACAACCCGCUCCUCAAGCCUAUCCAUGAGGUGCUGCAAGGUGGACUCAGUGCCCUGUAUAACUACCUCAAGCCCACUUAAGCAAGCACCACUGUUUGUGUGUGUGUGUGUAUGUGUGUGUGUGUUUGUGUGUGUGUGUGUGUGCGUG